AUGGCAACGAUGAUGGCUCCAACGAGGUCGGUAAAGACUCAGUGGGCAUCGGGUGUGGGAGGUCGAGACACAGAGUUCCCUGCUGCGCCAAUUCAUGUAUCAGGUCAUGCACAGGCCAAGAACAUCAACAUGAACGAUGCACGAAUGUUCGAUUUUGGUGUACUGGACCGGGAGACACCACAGAUACCUAGCCCCUCCGGCGGAUCCACGGCAAAGUUCUCAAUGCGAAAAUCUACCGAAAAGAGGGGAAUCAUGGGCGACCUGCACGUCAAUCCACUGCCCGCCCAUGGUGAAGUAAUGACUCUCCACGACUUUUCCCUCCCAGAAGCAUUGCCUACUCCGGAAAAUACACCACACUCUUCCCCACAGUUAUCUCAAAGGUUGUCCCCGCAGCUGCCGGACUCACCAGAAUCAAUGGAUCCGGGAUCAGUAAUCAUGAAUGUAGUGCAAGAAGAGAUUGGCAUGGCUCUGGGGAGUCCAACCCAUGAGCCAACGGCAUGGCGAUCACAGACUCCCGCCGAAUCAAUAACGAGAACUUUGUCACCACCCCCGACUCUAUCGAGGCAGAAGUCCAGAAGAUGGAAGCUCUUAGGGGGCUUCUUUGGCGGAGGCAAGAAAAAUAAUGUGGCAUCAGCAGAACCUUUCUAUCAGUUGCAACCCCAGGCCACCUUUCAGACAACAGUUGAAGGGAAUUAUAUCAACUUCAGAGAACCAUCUACCUCGACUGAGAAGAAACCGCCGAGGACUCGAGGCCGCGGCAAAACAACCUCCGAAAGGAAGAACGAGACAAGCAAGCCAGACAUGAAAAGAGCUAAUACUGUGCCUUCGAACUUUGAUUUUCAGGAUUGGGAGAGAAGACAGAUGGACUCUUCCAAGGUUUCACGCGAAGGGGGAUUAAUGCUUGAUGUUGAGAUUCCGUCGACACAACUGGAGCGGUAUAGCAUCAUGUUCGGAAGUGUACUUCAAAAAGCUGGAGAUACAUCAUCCUCAUUACUGGCGAGGCGACAAGCGACUCUUGACAGGCUCAGAACUGUCAACAAAGCCCUUGCUUCUUCUCAGGAACUAUUACUAGACGAACACUCGAGGGAAGCGGGAUUCCAAAGAGCCUCUUCACCUCAGCCGAUGAAGAGCCCGACGUUCUCCCUUAUUCCAAGCACACCGUCGCAACCGCAAGCUAGGGACGCCCCACCGUUCCCUUCUACAAGACAGCAUCCCUCUCUUCAUCGUUCGAACACCUCCCCAGCGGGACUUUCACCAUAUUACCCAUCUUUCGCUUCCGGAUCAACUAAAGAGACGUAUGCUACCCUUUUGGAACCUGGUCCGCAUAUCCCUGUAAACCCCAAUCUAGAAGAACAUAUAUCGAGUCAAAGGAGACAAAAGUUAAAAAAUUCUAUAAAGCCACAACAAAUAGAGGAUAAUUGGUCACCUGAGCGAUUCCCCCUGACUCGCGAGUCACUUGUUAACGAUGUGGAAGGAUGUGAGGUAGAAGACAGCUACGACCUAACACCAUCUCCAAUGAAGGUCGGACAUGGAGAACAAACAUGGCAGAUGACACCGCCAUCUAAUCGUUCAGUUGCUCCUGUGUCGGUUUCAGGAUCUUCCACAUCUCGAUCAGUCAGCCAUUCCAUUACCACCUCUGCCUCGAGCGUCUCAACAGUAUCAUCGCCUCGUAGCGCAUCCUCAAACCCCAAAGAGACACAAAUACAAGCUUCACCACCGACCACCCGUUCUCGCAGCGCUACUACCUCAUCAACAAUCCGCCCUCGCCCAUCAGAGAAUUUUCAUGUAUCUUCCUGCUCACCUUCCACGUCUAUUCCGAGAUCCGGGAGAAGUGACGCCGGCGACAAAGAAUAUGACGAGCGUGAGGAAAAUCUUAAGAUGGCGGCCGAUAUUUCUAUUGCAAGACAAAUUUCUGUCUCCCGUCAGCAGAGGCAACUCCUAAUCCCCAUCACAAGGUCAGGCUCCACAAGAGUCAACUACAAUUCUCCAAGUUCGGUAGAUAUCGGACAAGUGGCUAGUCCUCUGUGUAUCGUAGCUGCGGGAAUAGAUUCCCCGGUUGCCGGAAAAUCUGGGAGUCCAUUGGCGCAGAAGAACGAGACGAAGGGAGUUUUGAAUGAAAGGUUAAUGGCGGCGGCCGCGAAACCAAGUACGCCCCAACUGGUAGUCGUCGAGGGAGAUGCAAGCGAGCAGACUUGGGGUGGUAAUACUGCUGCAGCUAGGCCUUCAUUCUCCGAGAGGGGUUCAGGAGAGAUUAAAGUAGGCUUGGUUGUCGGAAGCUCACAGAUGAUAGAGCAUCGUCAUAAGAAGAGUGAGUGGGCUAUCGUUGAGCAAAUUAGCACAGAGUCAGAUUAGUUAACUCCUGUUGUACAUGGAACUACGCAAACGGCUGGUUACCGCUGGAAUCUAGACGCUAUUUUGAUGGGUUUUGGUAGC
Molecule: messenger RNA, 2433 nt
Organism: Amorphotheca resinae ATCC 22711
Lineage: Eukaryota; Fungi; Ascomycota; Leotiomycetes; Helotiales; Amorphothecaceae
Exons: 2
Coding region: 1-2352 (783 amino acids)
Source: RefSeq, a predicted model, not a curated record